CAACGUUUUAACUCUUUGUCGUUCUAUUAAGUGCUGAGAACAGAUGCCAUGGCACCAUCUCUGAUGCUCGUUCUGCUGGCCAUUGCGAUAGCAAGGGCUGAGCUUAAUACUGCCGAUGAUGUGGUUCAGUUUGUACAGUCAAACUGUGUGUCUAUCGGGGCUGUGGCCCAAGAAACCUGCAAUAACUGUGAACGUGCCUGUCGUCCAUCUCUAGAACUUGGGGAAUAUUGUGAAGAAUUCUGCGAAGGUGACAGAACUGACAAGUGUGAUGUCCUUGGGAAGUUCCGACCUGGGGAUGCUGCUCGCUACAAUGACACUGCUGAAGUUCACUGCGGCUCGAACGAAUUUACCGAUAUCUGCAGAAUCCUCCGAUCUCUCCGUGACGCAGCUCUGCUUUUGGAGAGUGGUAAUCCCUGUGUAUCCGCUGCUGCCUCCGCUGAGGAAGAUGACACCUCGAAGGACAAGGAUGUGUGUUCAGAAUUACUGGCAGACAGUAAAGACCUUGUCCUUUGCAAACCGUCAGACAUAACAAAUGAGAAGGAAGAAGCUCCCCGUGGUGCAGCGGCAGCCGAUGGUCACGUGCCGCUUUCACGUGACGACCACAAAGGACCAGGUGGACUCCUGCGCCCACGACGAGAGGCUACAAGAGACACCACCGUAAAAGUGCAAGCUCCCGCCGGCGCCUUCCCUAACACAGAUCGGAGCUGCGAUGGACAGUGCAAAGAAAGCUGUGCUGGGGAUGAAACGUCGACUUGGCACAAUUGUGAAUCGGGAAAGUCCUGCUGUUUUCCACUCGAGGGACAUGAAGAACUAUUUGAAUCGACCGACAAUGACACAUCCGAUGCAGUGGGAGAUCGCUCUUUGUCCAUAGCGAUGCUAAGCGUUUUUAAUACAAAUCGGAGCUGCGAUGGACAGUGCAAAAAAAGCUGUGCUGAGGAUGAAACGUCGACUUGGCACAUUUGUGAAUCGGGAGAGUCCUGCUGUUUUCCAUUCGAGGGACAUGAAGAACUAUUUGAAUCGACCGACAAUGACACAUCCGAUGCAGUGGGAGAUCGCCCUUUGUCCAUAGAGAUGCAAAGCGUUUUUAAUACAAAGCAAGACUGCAAGCUUCAACGAGGGGAAUGUAAAGGUGAAUGUGGACAUGGCGAGAUUGAAGUCUGGUACACUUGUGUCUCCGGACAGGCCUGCUGCUUCCAGAUGAUAUCUACCAUAUUUACAGAACGUCAACCAGUCAUUGGUCAGAGUGGUGGUACCCUGACUUCGGACGAAGCAGCCCCUUCCCAAGAAAUACACAUGCGGGACGUUUUUGGCGCAGAUGACCGCAAUAUUUGCGAGCCAACGGGCACCUGCAAGGGAAAGUGUGAAGACGUAAUGGAGGUGGAGUUAUCUUGGUAUCAGUGUGACGCAACUGACGAGACAUGCUGCGUUGUUGCGGGUCAGUAAAGACAUCAUGAUGCUGUUUUAGCAAGACACAUUAACUGGUAUGUUUGGAGGUGACCAACCCGUCGGACGACCAUGUAACAGGUGUACUGGCUUACUUUCGCUGCUCAAUAAAAACUGCAUCACCA
Molecule: messenger RNA, 1568 nt
Organism: Haliotis rufescens (red abalone)
Lineage: Eukaryota; Metazoa; Mollusca; Gastropoda; Lepetellida; Haliotidae
Exons: 19
Coding region: 49-1443 (464 amino acids)
Source: RefSeq, a predicted model, not a curated record